Messenger RNA from Anas platyrhynchos (mallard), 4808 nucleotides. It is a transcript of the gene ITGA11, whose product is annotated as integrin subunit alpha 11. The record is from RefSeq and is a predicted model, not a curated record. Gene Ontology annotation, biological process: cell-matrix adhesion; cell-cell adhesion; integrin-mediated signaling pathway. Gene Ontology annotation, molecular function: integrin binding. Gene Ontology annotation, cellular component: integrin complex; external side of plasma membrane. NCBI's taxonomy places the organism in Eukaryota, Metazoa, Chordata, Aves, Anseriformes, Anatidae.
CCCACUCCCUCCCAAUGCUCUCCUUCUGUCAGGGAGCCGGGGAAGGCUGGGGAUAAGGAAAAGGUUUUCUGAGCAGGGCUACCAGUCUGGCUGGGUGCCUCCGGCGGAUGCUCGGGGCCGGGGAGCGGGGCCCCCCGUGCUCCCAUGGACCUUCCCAGUGGGCUGCUCCUCGCCUGCUCCCUCUGCCUCUUACCCGGGUUCAGCGACACCUUCAACAUCGACACCAAGAGGCCCAAAAUCAUAGCGGGCUCUAAGGACGCCUAUUUUGGCUACACGGUGCAGCAGCACGACAUCGGGGGCAAGAAAUGGCUGGUGGUGGGGGCCCCCUACGAGACCAACGGGCAGCAGAAGACGGGAGAUGUCUACAAGUGCCCGGUGACCAGCGACAGCCCCAGCAACUGCACCAAGCUCAACCUAGGAAGAGUCACGCUGUCCAACGUGUCCGAGAGGAAGGACAACAUGCGCCUGGGGCUCAGCCUGGCCACCAACCCCAAGGACAGCAGCUUCCUGGCCUGCAGCCCGCUCUGGUCCCACGAGUGCGGCAGCUCCUACUACACCACGGGGAUGUGCUCCCGCGUCAACGCCAACUUCAGAUUCGCCAAGACCGUGGCCCCGGCUCUGCAGAGAUGCCAGACGUACAUGGACAUCAUCAUCGUUCUGGACGGAUCAAACAGCAUCUACCCUUGGGUUGAAGUUCAGCACUUCCUGAUCAACAUCUUGAAAAAAUUUUACAUCGGCCCCGGCCAGAUACAAGUCGGCGUGGUUCAGUACGGAGAAGACGUGGUCCACGAGUUUCACUUAAAUGACUACAGGUCUGUAAAAGACGUGGUGGCGGCUGCCAGUCACAUAGAGCAACGAGGAGGCACAGAAACCAGGACUGCCUACGGGAUAGAGUUUGCUCGCUCGGAAGCGUUUCAGAAAGGUGGCCGGAAAGGGGCAAAGAGAGUAAUGAUUGUAAUCACAGAUGGAGAGUCGCACGACAGCCCAGACCUGGAGAAGGUGAUCGAGGACAGCGAGAAGGACAACGUCACCAGAUACGCGGUGGCGGUACUGGGUUAUUAUAACAGAAGAGGGAUCAAUCCCGAAGCCUUUCUGAACGAGAUAAAAUUCAUAGCGAGCGACCCCGAUGACAAGCACUUCUUCAACGUCACCGACGAGGCAGCGCUCAAAGACAUCGUGGACGCGCUGGGGGAAAGGAUUUUUAGCCUGGAAGGAACCAACAAGAACGAAAUCUCCUUUGGACUGGAGAUGUCCCAGACGGGUUUCUCAUCUCACAUCGUGGAAGAUGGGAUCCUGCUGGGGGCUGUGGGUGCCUACGACUGGAACGGGGCCGUGCUGAAGGAGACCAGCAGCGGGAAGGUGAUCCCACUGCGCGAGUCCUACCUCCAGGAGUUCCCCGAGGAGCUGAAGAACCACGGUGCCUACCUGGGUUACACCGUCUCCUCCGUCGUGUCCACCGCCCGCGAGCGGCUCUACGUUGCGGGAGCACCGCGGUUCAACCACACGGGGAAGGUCAUCAUCUUCACCAUGCACAACAACCGCAACCUCACCAUCCACCAGGCGCUGAAGGGCGAGCAGAUCGGCUCCUACUACGGAAGCGAGAUCAACUCCCUGGAUGUGAACGGUGAUGGUGUCACGGACGUGCUGCUGGUGGGAGCCCCCAUGUACUUCAGCGAGGGCAGGGAGAGGGGCAAGGUCUACGUCUACGCCCUGCGAGAGAACCGCUUUGUUUCCAGCGGGGCCCUGGGGGACCUGCAGGGCUACCAGAACUCCCGCUUCGGCUCCUGCAUCGCCGCCGUGCCCGACCUCAACCAGGACUCCUACAACGACGUCGUGGUUGGGGCGCCCUUGGAGGACGACCACCAAGGAGCGAUAUACAUCUUCCUCGGCUUCCAGGAGACCGUCCUGAAGAAGUACAAGCAGCGGAUAGCAGCUGCAGACCUCGGACCAGGCCUGAUGUAUUUUGGAUGCAGCAUCCACGGACAGCUGGACAUGAACGAAGAUGGGCUCGUGGACUUAGCUGUCGGCUCUCUGGGGAACGCCGUGCUGCUCUGGUCCCGCAGCGUCGUCCAGAUCAACGCCAGCAUCCGCUUCGAGCCCUCCAAAAUCAACAUCUUCACCAAGGACUGCAAGCGGAACGGGAAGGAUGCCACCUGCAUGUCGGCCUUCAUCUGCUUCACCGCCGUCUUCCUCUCGGCCCACUUCCAGACAGCCAGCGUGGCGCUGCACUACAAUGCCACCAUCGACGAGCGGCGGUACACGCCGCGGGCUCUCCUGGACGAGAGCGGGGAGCGGCACGCUCACCAGGCACUGGUGCUGCUGGCGGGGCAGGAGCACUGCGACAGGCUCCACUUCCACGUGCUGGACACGGCUGACUACGUGAAGCCGGUGACGUUCUCCGUCGACUACGAGCUGGAGCACCCCGAGAGCGGCCCCAUGCUGGACGACGGCUGGCCCACCUCGCUCAAGGUCUCGGUCCCGUUCUGGAAUGGGUGCAACGAGGAUGAGCACUGCGUCCCUGACCUGGUCCUCGAUGCCCGAAGCGACGUUCCCAGUGCCAUGGAGUACUGCAGGAGGGCUCUGCGCCGGGCUGCGCCCGCCUGCUCCUCCUUCAGCCUCUCCUUCGACGCCUCCGUCUUCGUCAUCGAGAGCACCAGGAGGAGGGUGGCCGUGGAGGCGACGCUGGAGAACCGCGGCGAGAACGCCUACAGCACCGUGCUCAACAUCUCCUUCUCCAGGAACCUCCAGUUCGCCAGCCUCAUCCCCAAGGAUGACACAGACAUCAACAUCGACUGCAUGAGCGACGAGAAGCACCCCAACAAGCGAGUCUGCAACGUGAGCUACCCCUUCUUCCGAGCGAAAGCCAAGGUAGCUUUUCGCCUGGAUUUUGAAUUCAGCAAGGCAAUUUUCCUGCAGAGCAUGGAGAUCUACCUGACUGCCAACAGUGACAGCGAGGAGAAGGAGAGCACCAAGGAGGACAACGUCGCCCACCUCAAUUUCCACCUCAAGUACGAAGCCGACCUGCUCUUCACCAGGGCGUCCAGCCUGGACUACUACGAAAUCAAAUCCAACAGCUCCCUGGAGAGAUACGACAGCAUCGGCCCCCCCUUCCACUGCACCUUCAAGCUGCAGAACCUGGGCUUCUUCCCCGUGGAGGGGGUGACCAUCAAGCUCACCGUCCCCGUGGCCACCAGGGCGGGCAACCGCCUCCUGCUCCUGACCGAAUUCGUGGUGGACCAGGAGAACACAACCUGCAACGUUUGGGGGAACACCACCGACUACCGCAGCACGCCCACCGAGGAGGACCUGUCCCGCACCCCACUCCUGAACCACAGCAACUCCGACGUCGUUUCCAUCGACUGCAAUGUGAAACUAGCCCCCAACGAGGAGAUGAACCUGCACUUGCGUGGCAAUCUGUGGAUGAAGUCACUGAAAGCACUGAAGUUCAAGUCACUGAAGCUCACCACGAACGCCGCCCUCCAGCGACGCUUCGGGAGCCCCUUCGUCUUCCGCGAGGAGGACCCCAGCCGCCAGAUAACAUUUGAAAUCUCCAAGCCGGAGGAGUCGCAGAUCCCCAUCUGGAUCAUCCUGGGGAGCACGUUAGGGGGGCUCCUGCUCCUGGCGCUGCUCGUGCUCGCGCUCUGGAAGCUUGGAUUUUUUAAAAGCGGCAGCCGCAGGAGAGAGGCGGAGGAGGAGCAGAGUGCCAAGGUGCUGGAGUGAUGCUCCCGGCGGGGCCGGGGGGCUCGGCCCCCUCUCGCCGCCCUCCUCGGCGCUCGCUGCUCAGCGGGAGAUGCUCGUCUCGAUGCCGAGGGACUUGGGGGCUGAGAGACGAGACGAGAACGCACCCCUUUGUGUGAAAUCGCCUAAACAGGUCCAAAACAGACAAACACCAAAAAAAAAAAGACCAACGACACCAAAAAAAAAAAUACCAAAAAAAAGAAAAACAAGAAGCAGACAAACCCAGCCCCUAUGCCAUGGGUUCAAACUGCUUUUAGGACAGCCCUGCCCUAGCAGGGCUGGCAGUGGUGCAGAAGGGACAGGGCAAGCGCGCACCCCAUAACCUGGGGUGAACCAGGUGCAGCAUCCCCAGGGGACCAAUCUUUAGCAAUUUCCAUUUUUUCAUGAUUUUUUUUUUUUUUUAAUUUCCAUAGUGGGGCUGUGUCAAACCCCAGGGCUCCCCUGCCCCAAGGAAGGGGAAUCUCUCGGCUGGGGGGAAAAAGAGCAAACUUGGGUGGAAAUAAUGAAUCCGUCCCGAGGGGCUGCGGGGUCUGGGGGGCUCCCACAGGGCACAGCGAAGCCGCAGCUCUCGGACUGCUCAGCACCAGCUACAUGGAGCAAUCAGCUGGAGGUUUUAAUUUGCCUUCUUGAUGCACUGAAUACGAAUAAUAGCAAAUUAAAGCACCUUAACGCAUAUCUCCAGCGUCCAGCUGUACAUACUUAUUCUAGAAAUAUUUGCCUGUUUAAGCAAAGGAGAAAAAAAAAUCAAGAAAUCUUUUUUAAAAAUCUUUUUAAAAAUUCAAAAAAAAAAAAGUUCAAAGUGUUUUCUACAAACUGAGCAGUUUCGAAGAGCUUGCGUCCAGCAAGGGUCCGCACGUGUACUAUAAGUGUAUAUAUUUGGUGUCACGCCAAGCCAGAUGGUCAGUGCUGUUCGACAAAAAUCUUUCUUUUUGCAUAACAGAAUUAUUUAUGCUAAUAUUAAUUUUAUGAAGGAGAAGAAAGCAUAUGUCCACCUGAUGUGUAAUGAAGUGUGUUAAAUACUGUCCUAGUAUUUUUUAAGGAUUAAAAACACGGUAUUUUAAAAAAACAAA